UUUAUAGAUUUGGUAUGCCAACUAUGAUUAAUUGAUUAUGAUUGGAACUCUUUGGAAACUGCAGAUUGGUGCAUUUAAUUUGGGAACGAACGCAUGCGCAAGUAUAACUAACUCCCCUUUUAGUUCAGCUUCUUCUAUUAACCGCGUUUGUGGACGCAAGACUCGGGAACCGAAACAAACGAUGCCUUCUUUGACUUUGUUUCUGGUGGUGCUCGUCUUGGCGGCGGCUGAAACACCUCCAGCACGCGCCGCGCUGCUCGAGUCGUUCGACGCUCAACAGCGAGAGUUUGAUUAUUUCGCGUUGGCGUUGCAAUGGCCCGGCACUUACUGCCGCCGCACCCGCCAUUGCUGCCCCACCAAUGGUUGCUGCAGAGGCUCCAAUUCUCCAACAGUAUUCACCAUACAUGGACUCUGGCCUGACUAUAAUGAUGGAACCUGGCCAGCCUGUUGCUCUAGAUCUAGUUUCGAUCCAAAAGAGAUAUCGACAUUGACUAAUGCUUUAGAGCAAUAUUGGCCAUCAUUGAGCUGUGGCUCGUCAUCAACAUGUCAUGGUGGGAAAGGUUCAUUUUGGGCUCAUGAGUGGGAGAAACAUGGCACAUGCUCAUAUCCUGUGAUUCGAAAUGAAUAUGAUUAUUUUGUGACAGCUCUUAAUGUCUAUUUCAAAUAUAAUGUUACGGACGUUCUAAAUGAGGCUGGAUAUGUUCCUUCUAAUACAGAAAAGUAUCCCCUUGGAGGCAUUAUCUCUGCCAUUGAGAAUGCUUUUCAUGCAUCUCCUUUAAUAGUUUGCUCAAAAGAUGCUGUUGAGGAACUUCGCCUAUGCUUUUAUAAGGACUUCAAGCCACGAGAUUGUGCUGUUGGAUCUGACAUUAAAAUUGACAUGGUUACUUCAAAAGGAUCUUGUCCCAGAUAUGUUAGCUUGCCGGAGCCGGUUUCAGCAAGGUACGGCGGACUUCAAAGUUGGAUCUCUGAUGAUGCAACUCUUUAAAGUUAUGGAACUGUACUUCAAUUUGUAAAUUUCUGUACCUUGCGAAUGAACAAAGGCACUUAAAUAAAUUUGUUUGGAUGUCGUACCAUCUAUCAAUUUGGAGACAAAAGGAUAGAGUGAAGAGCUGGACAUUUGGAUUGAGAUCUGGACCUGCUAAUGUUUAGCUGGGUAAAAGAAGUGAUGGUUGCAAGUAUUAUUUGGGAGCUGUAUCAAGCCUACUGCCAUGUAUUUGGAGUCUGGGUUUUAUCAUUUUCUUUAUUAUCGAAAGAAUGUACAACUGGAUAAUGAAAUAUGUUGUUGUAUCCUUAAUAUAUACAUUUUUCUUUAAUAUUAUCAUAUAUAAUUUGCCUCA
Messenger RNA from Cajanus cajan (pigeon pea), 1337 nucleotides. RefSeq names its product ribonuclease 2 (gene RNS2). Gene Ontology annotation, biological process: RNA catabolic process. Gene Ontology annotation, molecular function: ribonuclease T2 activity; RNA binding. Lineage: Eukaryota; Viridiplantae; Streptophyta; Magnoliopsida; Fabales; Fabaceae. The record is from RefSeq and is a predicted model, not a curated record. Gene Ontology annotation, cellular component: extracellular region.